AUGUUCCGACUGCAGCAGCACAUCAUGACCUUCACUGACGUUGCAAUCUUGAACACCGUUCAAAUGGUCCUGACGAACUUAGCAGCCCCGUUUUGGGGAAUCCUCGCUGACAGAGGCACCCUGAAGAGGAAGCACAUCAUUCUUCUCGGUGCCCUUGGGGAGGGUGUUGCAGCCUGCUUGAUGUCCAUGGUCCCCAACUUUCUGGUCAUGGUGCUGCUCCGGGGCAUGAGUGGCUUCUUCCUGGCCUCCCUCAGGCCUGUGGUGAACGGCAUCAUUGCGGACAUGACGUCAGAUGACCGGCGUGGAAAGAUGUUCUCAGUAGUGCAAAGCUCCCUUCUGCUGGGGAUGUGCGGCACCACUCUGAUAGCCGGCAACGUAGCCAACCGCGAUCUGGGCAGCCUGCCUGGGUGGCGAUUCAUCUUUUUGUUGGCAGGCUGCAUCGCUGCCUCAAUUGGGGUAGUGGUGUGCCUACUCAUGGUGGAGCCCCCUAAGAAGCUGGACGACUCAGCGGACAAGAAGGGCUGCGCCGCCGUAGUGGAGGAGUUGCGUGCACUGCUGAGCUUCCUGUGCAUUCCGACCUUCUGCAUCAUGGUUGUGCAGGGGAUCUUCGGAACCAUCCCGUGGACUGUCAUGGGCAACAACCUUCUCUUCUUCAAGCUGUCCGGCCUGCAAGAUUGGGAAGGAUCCAUACUGGCCUCCGAAGGCACCGUCGUGGGAGUCUUCGGCAACCUCUUGGGCGGUGUGGUAGCCGACUGCCUAGCAGCCCGCUUGGGCUACCAUGGUCGGCCACUGAAUGCACAGAUUACAGUGGCCAUCGGCAUCCCCUUGAUUUACCUUUGGUUCCUUGGCAUCCCUCCUGGGUCUGAUGCGAGCACUUUUGGAGUGUACUUCACAAUCAUUGCGGGCUUUAGCCUACUUGGCUGCUGGGCACAGUCGGGGACCAACUUCCCCAUCCUGUCGGAUAUUGUGCCGCCGCAGCACCGAAGCAAAGUCAUGGCUUGGGAGUGCGCGCUGGAGAACUCCAUCGCCACUCUGAUAGGCCCUCUCUUCGUGGCCAAGCUGUCUUUGGCGUUUGGCUACACUUUCGGCGAGUCGGAGGAUGAAACCGGGAAGAACCUCGGAGCUGCUACAGCUUUGGGGCAGGCGAUGGCGGCCACAAUCUGCAUACCUUGGCUGGUGACCUUCGCCCUCUACAGCCUCCUUCACCUAUCCUAUCCUAUGGACAUGCGACGGUUGAAGGCUCGAAUGCAGACCGAAGAGGCUGAAGCCCCAAAGCGCGACGAGCCGGAGAUCAUCUGA
This is a messenger RNA of Symbiodinium pilosum, 1299 nucleotides long. The record is from the annotation of a GenBank genome assembly. NCBI's taxonomy places the organism in Eukaryota, Dinophyceae, Suessiales, Symbiodiniaceae.